GCAUUUAAAAUUGUUUUAUUUCCGGUUCCGGUGGUAUAGUGUCCUUCUCAGGCAGGCGAUAUGUUGGCCCGGUUGUCUCGGUUCGGGCUCGCAUUGCCCCGGUCUCUCGCUGUUCCACCUGCGCGCUUUGUAUCCCAGUCCAAAGCAUCCAGCGCCACCGCUUCCACGGCGGUGACCGAGCUGCACCGCCCCGGAGAGCAGGCCGGACACGGUGAGGUCAGCCCGUAUGUCAAGAAUCCAGAUUACCACGGCUUCUCCAGCGAUCCUGUGGAGGAUGAAUGGAACAUGAAGGUUGGCUUCUUCUUGGGCAUCUCUGUGGCUCUUGUUAUUGGAGGAACCUUUAUCCACUACUUACCAGACCACGGUAUGCGGCAGUGGGCCAGAAGGGAAGCAGAGCGGCUCAUCCAGGUCAGAGAGAAAGAAGGUCUGCCUCUCAUCGAUGAAAACUAUUAUGACACAACGAAAAUUAUACUGCCUUCAUCUGAGGAAUAAACCUUCAGCACUGUCCCACUGUAUUUCAUGGUUAUUGUAAAUCACUGAUAUAAUAAAAGAUAUUCUU
Messenger RNA from Cyprinodon variegatus (sheepshead minnow), 559 nucleotides. RefSeq names its product NADH:ubiquinone oxidoreductase subunit B11 (gene ndufb11). Lineage: Eukaryota; Metazoa; Chordata; Actinopteri; Cyprinodontiformes; Cyprinodontidae. The transcript has 3 exons. The coding region runs from base 61 to 492 and encodes 143 amino acids. The record is from RefSeq and is a predicted model, not a curated record.